AGGUUUGUAUUUAUUGUAAAACAUUAUCUACUUCUAGAAUGACUCGAAUUUGCAUUUUUUUGAUUUGUGUUGCAUUUUUUGCUCUAAUUGAUGCACGACCAAAAAUUGCUCGGUUGAGAGAUUCAAAGAAAAACUCAGAACUUAUCAAAUUGAAUGACCAGUCAUUGGGGCAAAAACUUAUUAACAAGGCAAAAAUCCCUUUAGAUCAAGUGAAAAGUCCUAUAAAGAGUGAUACUUCUUCAAAAAAGGAACGCAAGUGCACAUCUGUUUUGCACUUUUGUUGGCCACCUGGAAAAGAUUCUGCGCCUUUAAGUUAACGAAUAAAAUAACAAGACCUUGAUACUGCUAUUUUUUACGGAGUUUUUUUAUAUAUUUGAUGAAAAGUUUUUCUGAUGU
Messenger RNA from Hydra vulgaris (swiftwater hydra), 396 nucleotides. RefSeq lists its product as uncharacterized. NCBI's taxonomy places the organism in Eukaryota, Metazoa, Cnidaria, Hydrozoa, Anthoathecata, Hydridae. The record is from RefSeq and is a predicted model, not a curated record.